AUGGAUAGAGAAUCUGUGCCAAGUACGGCCAACUUAGAGGACCAGCUGCGGGAUAUGAUUCUCGGCAACGCCACUGUCGCAGGAAGCCCCACUAACAACACAGCUUCCCACCGUGGUCGCCAGCAACAGAACCGCAGAGGCAGGGGCGAGUUUGUCGGAGACAGAGGGCACACUGCAUUCAAUCCUCCCACUAAGAACCGCCGGCAGGCUCUGAAUCCCAAAGGCCCAUCACGCAAUCGUCAAUCUCAUCAGAUCUCGCAAGGUCUACCCCUAUCCAGUGCUGUACAACUCGGCCCGACGAUUCUCCAGCGGCCAGCAAACAAAUCUAGCCCAAGAAACAGGCCUCGGGGAUCUUUGAUGACUCCAAAUGACUCAAGGCAGGGUCGCUUUCAUCCGCACUCCCAACAGAUGAACCAGAUUCCUGAGAAUCCAAUGGCCCAAGUUAACUACCUAGACCGUCUCGCCGCACAGGAAGUCCCGAAGUUUGAGAUCACCAUGGACGAGCUCGAAGAGAAGGAGACGUUCAGAACGCUGCUAGAGGACAUUUGCAAGAAAGCUGUGGCUAGUGGCCACUCUGGAGAUCUAGCUACCAUCUCCUUAGUGGGCUUUGGCAGUCUUGCGUCAGGUUUUGCUACUCCUGGAUCAGAUAUGGAUCUUGCAAUUGUCCCGACGUGGAAAAAUCUAACAACCUCGGUUUCGCAAAUUGACAUAGAGAUUCCUCGGCUGUUGGAAAAGGCUAUUCUAGACAGUAACAUGGGGGCGCGUUUACUCACAAAAACCCGAGUGCCCAUCCUGAAAGUGUGCCAAAAGCCAACUGAAGAGCUGUACAAAGCUCUCAUCGAAGAGCGGGAGAAAUGGUAUCAGCUUCCCGACGAGGAGAAGUAUGCAAACCCAGAACCAACUCAAGAAACCAGACCGACCGUGAAGCCAUUAAUCGAAGUAGAUGGAGACAAGUCUCCUCAACUGAAGCAGCGUCAAGACAACAAUGGGGGAACUAAAUUUAUUGGUAAUCUCAAGAUUGAUGCGGUCACUUCAAACGAAGCCCAAACCAACAACCCUAAACUAGCUAGCUUCAACAAAGACACCCCACCCACGGCGACCACGACAUCACCAGAAACAAAUAACGAAAACAAAGACCAAAGGCAUCGCCCAGAGAGACCUUGGGUUCGCGAAAAAGUACUCGGCCCUCUCGACUUCCCAAAAACUGGCGUCGGAAUACAAUGCGAUAUCAAUUUCUCAAACCCUCUCGGUCUACACAACACUCAUCUUCUCCGUUGCUAUUCUCUCUGCGACCCCCGCGUACGUCCCAUGGUUCUCUUCAUCAAAUCCUGGGCGAAACGCCGCAAGAUAAAUAGUAGCUACUCUGGUACACUCUCAAGCUACGGCUGGGUGCUCAUGGUGCUUCACUACCUUGUCAAUGUCGCCUCUCCACCAGUUUGCCCUAAUCUCCAACUUCUGUGGCGUCCACCAGCCAAUCUCAACAUGGCCCAACUCGAGCAGCUUAUGCAAGAAUCUACAAUCUCAGGCUGGACUGUCCGCUUCUGGCGCAACGAGGCCGAAAUCAUGCAAGCAGCACGUGCAGGUCAACUUGGGCAGAACCAAUCUACGCUAGGUAACCUUCUUCGAGGCUUCUUCCAGUACUAUGCUGUCUCCUCUCAGGGUCACGUAUAUGGUCCUCGCCCACCCUCAUUCUCCUGGACUACCGAAGUGUUAUCCCUACGUACGCCGGGUGGAAUACGGUAUAAAUCGGAGAAAGGCUGGACGGGUGCUAGGACGACUAUAAUGGCGGGCAAAGAAAUUAGGCACAGGUACCUCUUCGCGAUUGAGGAUCCAUUCGAACUGGAUCACAAUGUAGCAAGAACAGUCACGCAUAACGGAAUUGUGGCUAUCCGGGAUGAGUUUAGGAGAGCGUGGAGAAUCCUGAGUAUGGUUGGGAAGGAUAUGGAGCCUGAAGGUGGAUUGUUCGAUGAGGUUGUGGAGAAGAUUCCACCUCCGUCUCCUGACCCGAAGAUCAUGGAGCAAAAGGUGGAAAAUAUGGACAACGUUGCGAUUUACACCAAUGGCGAUGAAAACGAGCAACGUGGCAAGCCGCAGAAGGUGGCGGAUGGUAGUGUGUAGGAAGACCAACCCGGAAUGGAAGUGGAAUCGCACUCAGUUUGCGGCAUCACAUGGCAUCAGUCGGCGUCUUCGGGGAUGACAAAGUCAGGGAGGCUCUUUUGUGUAACAGUAGGCGUUCAUGGACAUGAGCGUGGGUCUAAAUCGGCGCGAAACGGAUCAGGCGGACAUCGGCAGAUCUAGUUCAGGAUGGUCUGAUCUCCGCGGUUUUCUUUCUGGGACUAUCAAUCCCCUGGCUUUGGUUCUGGGUUCUGGGUUCCUGGAAUUGGGACUUGUGUGUACAGAUACUUGGUAGGGCUUGCUAUUAUCGGUCUAGCUUGUGGGUUAUAUGCAAUAUCACGGUAGUCUAUGCAUUGGUGAAAUGACGAUUUCUCAGACUGGAUGCGAACUCUAC
This is a messenger RNA of Lindgomyces ingoldianus, 2509 nucleotides long. RefSeq names its product PAP/OAS1 substrate-binding domain-containing protein. Gene Ontology annotation, molecular function: RNA uridylyltransferase activity. Lineage: Eukaryota; Fungi; Ascomycota; Dothideomycetes; Pleosporales; Lindgomycetaceae. The record is from RefSeq and is a predicted model, not a curated record. The transcript is spliced from 3 exons. The coding region runs from base 1 to 2118 and encodes 705 amino acids. Gene Ontology annotation, biological process: RNA 3'-end processing.